AUGCCUCUAUCAAUAUGUCAAAAGCUGGAGGUCGGAGAACUGAAACCCACAACAAUAUCACUGCAAUUGGCUGAUCGAUCUUUUAAAUAUCCUGUGGGCAUCCUAGGGAACAUCCCUAUCAAGGUGGGCAAGUUCUUCAUUUCAGUUGACUUUGUUGUCUUAGAGAUGGAAGAGGAUGUCCAAAUCCCUAUCAUCUUAGGAAAACCAUUCUUGGCAACUGCCAGAGCUGUCAUAGAUGUUAAGAAUGGGUGGUUAACUCUCAAAGUGGGAGAUGAAGAGGUGGAAUUCAACCUGUUCAGCAUGACGAAGCACAAACUUGAACCCGAUCAAUGCUUUAAGGUUGAUAUAGUUGACAAGCAAGUUGAAGAGGAAUUUCAUAAAGCACAUCCUGAAGAUGCUCUUGAAGCAUACAUAGUGCACAGCCACACAACUGAUAAUGAAAACACAGAAAUUACAGCUUGUGCACAAUUUUUAGCAACUAAUCCACCCCUACCCUUGGCUUAA
Molecule: messenger RNA, 504 nt
Organism: Hevea brasiliensis (rubber tree)
Lineage: Eukaryota; Viridiplantae; Streptophyta; Magnoliopsida; Malpighiales; Euphorbiaceae
Exons: 1
Coding region: 1-504 (167 amino acids)
Source: RefSeq, a predicted model, not a curated record